GCCGCCAUCUCGCGGCUGUGGCGGGGCCGCCCGGGGCCGGGCCGCGCGUGCGCUCGGGGCCGCGCUGGGAUGGCGGCGGCGGGCGGCGAGGAGCCGGGCCCUGAGGCGGCCGGCGAGGAGCUGGAGCUCACCCCGGCACAGCUCAUCCGCAGCCUGGAGCAGGCCUGGCUGAACGAGAAGUUCGCCCCGGAGCUGCUGGAGAGCAAGGCCGAGAUCGUGGAGUGCGUGGUGGAGCAGCUGGACCACAUGGAGUCAAACCUGAAACGGGCAAAGGCAGGAGACUUAAAGGUCAGCGUGCACCGCAUGGAGAUCGAAAGGAUCCGCUACGUGCUCAGCAGCUACCUGCGAUGUAGGCUUGUGAAGAUAGAGAAGUUUUUUCCCCAUGUCCUGGAGAAGGAGAAGUCUCGAGCUGAAGGGGAGCCUUCUAUUCUAUCCCCAGAAGAAUUUGCCUUUGCUAAAGAGUACAUGGCAAACACAGAGACUUACCUGAAAAAUGUGGCCCUAAAGCACAUGCCACCCAACCUGCAGAAAGUGUCCCUCUUAAAAUCAGUCCCAAAGCCCAACCUGGAUUCCUUCGUCUUCUUGAGGGUGCUGGAGAGGCAGGAGAACAUCCUGGUCGAGCCGGAGACUGAUGAGCAGAGGGAGUACACCAUCGAUCUGGAGGAGGGCUCGCAACACCUGAUCCGCUACAAGACCAUCGCCCCGCUGGUGGCCUCGGGAGCAGUGCAGCUCAUCUGAGCGGCGCUGGGAGCCGAGCCAGUGCUGGUGACAUGCGAGUGCCUGGUCUGCCAAGAAGCCAACUCGCUGUUUGAAGAGUUUUCCAGGGACACGAGCUUCAUUUGAGUCUGUUACGACCCUUCAAUGUGAGUGGAUGCGCAGGGCCUCUGGAAUUAAACUUGUUACAGGCGUCAUGCAAGGGUCUGAGCCAGUGCCUGCGUCCUCGCGGAAAGAACAGCAAUAGCUCCACGCUCAGUAGGCUCCUGCAAGUGCCACCUCCCUCGAUCUCCUCCAAUGCAGACUCAGGGAUGGACUCCACCUUGUCCCCGUGAGGAGAUACUGUACACUCUCGGCAGCCAGAGGGGAAUUCUACUGCUGGCGUCUUCACAAGCUGCCCCACAGCGGAACUUGCUCAGCAGCACCUUGGGAGAUCCGUUCACACAGCUUCACGCCAGUACUUGCUGCAGACCCAUGGAGGAACUUGCUCGUAUGCUACAUCUCCUUUGAGCUCCUCAGCCUGCACUGUUUGAACUCACUGGGGCUCCUGGCAGUCUGUUUGCUUGUUUUCCCAACCGCUCUCCCUGAUCCUGUUGCAUUCCCUCUCUUGCAGAGCCCAAAAAAGAUGUGAACUUUGGAAUGGGGUCUGUGAGCAGCUGCGGACUCGGUACAUGUGUAAGACUUUUGCUGAAUAAUAGCAGGACUGGUUAACUGCUGUGGGCAGCCUUUCUG
Anas platyrhynchos (mallard) is the source of this 1446-nucleotide messenger RNA. Lineage: Eukaryota; Metazoa; Chordata; Aves; Anseriformes; Anatidae. The record is from RefSeq and is a predicted model, not a curated record.